GUUUGUCCACACUCUGUCACACCUCUGGCCACCCUCGGCUCUGUCUGCCCCAUUCCAUCUGUGGUGGGCUGCAGAAAAAGAAAAGGAAAAGGGGGUCCUCUCUGUCCUCGAAAGAGGCGAGGGACCGACCUCGAUCAGGCCAUCUAUGACCCUUCAACUACAAUGAAUAGAACACCCUUGCCUUCAAUAAUGUGAGUGAAUCUUGUUUUUUUUUUAUAAGCAUUUGUCAAUUUGUGUUUUCUGACAGCCAAUAAGAUCCAUUUAGGCCACCCCUCAAACGAACUUAGACCUUGUUAUAUAAAAUGCUUUGCUUAUAAUAGCAAAAUAAUGUCUAAUGUCAAGCUAAAAAAAAAAAAAAAAACACCUGACUCAUUCACUUCCUGUUUUGCGAUGUUGCUGGGUUUAUUUUGAAAAAGCACACCAACAUAGGAAGAUGGGGGCUUUGUAUUUUUGUUCCUCCAGUGGUUCGUAUCGGUGUGGAGUUUAUCAAGAAGAUUUCUCAGCUGCAGAUAAGAAACUGUACAAUUUACUUUCUGAGGCAACCCAUGAUUAAUUUCUUGGUUUGUACUGUACUGUUCCAUUAAUCUUUAUUUUUAUGCAGUUACACAAUUAGACACCACUAGAUAUGACACAAGUAGCGGUCAGGAGUUGAUUGGUGGAGGAGGUGGCUGACAUUAUAGGCUACAGAGAAUUAAACUUGAUCAGAAACUGAUAUAAUUCAAGUCUGUAACAAAAAGCAGUCAAGACCCAACUGUGAAUCACAGACGGGUUUUUGUAACGUUUAUUGAGCCAAGGCACAUCUCAAAAACCUCACAGCACACCACCUAAUAAAAAAAGUGGAUAAAACAGGUUAAUUAUGAAAGUGGGCAGGCUGGUCCACGCAACAGGAGAUGAGUUUAGAAAGCAUGGAACAACUAGGUUGAACGUCAACAAGUUACAUUCUGGUAUUGAGGAAAUUACAAGAAUCUUAACCAAUUCAUUCGUGAGAAUGAGGAUGUUUUGUCCAUUCUAGGCGAUUUUAAGCAAUUUUAAAGAGUGUCAAAAGUUGCAAUGUAAAUUAGAUGAUUAUCAAACACAUUAAGGAAUGAAAGGAUUACUGUGUUAAUUUUAAGAAUUUGGUUUGCAAGAAAUGUGUCCUUUGUUUGUUUGUUGUUCACUUGGUGUCAUACCAGUUUAGAUUUUGGGGAAAUGAUCAUAGAGGUGAAGAGUUCAUGGACUAUUUUGCCAAAAGGUUUUGCCUGUCUGCUUUGAGUCAGAAAAGUCCUGAUCUUAAUCCAUAGUGUUUAAUAAGACGUUGGUACACCCACUGCAGUUCUGAGACUCUUCUGGAAAGGCUUCACAAAAGGUUUCGAGAGUGUGUUUAUGACCAUUUUUCCAGACACAUUUGUGAGGUUACACAAUGAUAUAGAAGAAGAAGGCAUGACUCUUAUUCAUCGAAAAGUGUUCUAUAGCACGGGUGUUGAACUGUUUUUUGUCAUGGGCCACAUUGUAGGGCCGGUUUCCCUCGGGGGGCCGUUAUGACUGUGAAACAAUAAAACCGUUUCACCAUAUUAGACACAUUAUAUGUGAGGUAGUUUUAGAAUCAGAAAUCGAGGGGAAUGGGUUUUUCAACUAUUCAUGUUUGGUAACACAAAAAAAGCUUGUAAUAUGUCAAAGUUAUCAUUUAUGAAAUGUGACAGUUUGAAAUUUUGGUACAGAUGUUAACCAAAAUCAUCGAUGUUGAUCGACGAUUUGCCUUUGCGGGCCACAUAAAAUCAUGUGGCGGCCCGGUUCUGGCCCCCGGGCCUUGAGUUUGACACCUGUGUUCUAUAGGGUUGAGGUCAGGAUCGUGCAGGGCAAUCAAGUUCUACCACACCAAACUCUCUCAUCCGUGUUUUUAUGAACCUUAAUUCCAUCUCGAAGUGAUUUUGGAUGGUCAAACGGUGAGUCGGGAAAUUCUCAUCCAACAUCAAUGUGGGACUUCUUGGAAGAACGCGCAGACAUUCCCAAAAAUGCUCCUCCGAAAGCUUGUUGAAAGCCUUCCCAUCAGAUUUGAAACUGUUACAGCUGCAAAUUGCAGCCCAACAUGAUAUUAAACCAUUAUGGAUUUAGAAUGGGAUAUCACUUAAAAUCACAUGUGAGUCAAGGCAGGUAAGCAAAUACUUUUGGCAAAUGCAUGUAUCGGAGAGGAAGGACACAAAUACACGCUUCCACCAUACAGCGAAGACAUGAUACCGUCCCAGAGGAGGCUUUUUCCUGUUUUGACGGGCACAGGUCAACCCAUGUUUGCUACCAUUUAGUUUGCUUUGUUUGUUAAGCCAUUCAUCACUAAUCAAGUGAGACAAUAAUGUAACAUCCGUGUGAGCAUCCACAUGCAAAGGUCACGCCUACUGAGGAAUCUCAUAGUAAUUUCCAUUCCAUUCUCAUUUAACGGAUGUGGAGAUUUUGUGCUAUAAUGGGCAAUAUCUUCAACAAGCUCCUUCCAAAGAGCCAAAUGCAGAAUCAUUGGCACAAGAGGUAAGUUGAUUAUUAUUCAAAUCAUUAUUUCUAUCACUAAUACUUUGUGUGUCUUCAUUUGGGAAAUUUGGGUUACAAGUAGGAAGUUGUACUUGAACUGUCAUUUCCGUUUUCAGUUUUUCAGAGACAAAGUUGAUGUUCGGCUGCUAAAUUCCUGAAUGAAAAAAAGAAGUAGAUGUGGCUUUUGUUCUCCGCCGGCCCACUUGUGUAGUCUGUGAAUCUGCGAGUGAGGUUUGAGUAGGAAGUACCCGGCUGCGUUGUGUACACUGGACAUUUGUUCUACAUCUGUUUCAAACAAUGGCUCAAAACACGUGCACGGAGGAUCGGAUACAGCACGUCCUUGAACGCUGCCUCUGUGACCUUGAAUUAAACACUCCUGACAAGCAACUCUGGAACGCCGGACUGUGCAUGAACCGCUGGUGCUUGGAGGAACUUGUGAUGAGAGAUCCCCACAACUUCCCCUUUCUUCUGCAUACAAUUCUGAAGAAAACAAAGGAGGUUCUUGUGCAAUGUCAGUACGAACUGGUGGUCCCUCUUACGCUCCUGUUUUCCUCCACACUUUUAAAAACACCUUACCUUGACCCAGAUUGUGAUGUGCUGUUGGAGGCCUACCUGCUCUUCCACCAUUUCUUGUCCUGGCCAGAUCCUUACUGCACCGCCUGCCGACGCCUGCUAAAUAUCAUCUAUAGUGAACUCAGAGCACCGGGCAUAACAUUCCAAAGACUGGUGAGGACAGAGCAAGGCAUUUCCACUGAGAACCAACACACCAAAACUAUGAUAGUUCUUUUAAUAAGUCCAGAUGAAGACAUUCCACCUGAGGUCCAGUCAGUUUCCAAGCAGCUGAGUGUCAGCCAUCAGUCCAAGCGGGACAUCACCAUCACCCUCAUACUGCACAGCUUCCAGGCUGCUCUGGGCUCCAAAGUCCACCUAGAGAGACUCUGCCAUGCCUUGCAGACAAAAGAGCCUGCUGAGCUGGAGCAGCUACUGGAGACAGUAACUUGCUGCAUGGAGACAGCAGCCUCCACAGCAGAUCUCGGCACUGCCAGACAAAGUCUUCUCCAGACUGUAGAGCAGCUCCAGCAAAGCCUUAUUCCCACAACUGCAGAUGACUACUUGGAUACAGAGUUUGCUGAGACUUUUGCGCUGCCCUUUCCCAAAUGUCACACCAGCUUCUGGGAAAACGACAAUUUUGAUUUUCUCAAUAAUAUUCUGAUGAGGGAAUGCUACGUGGAUUUACCACUGGCGCGUCUCCAAAGAGAUGAAGCUCAGAGCACUGACAUGGAUUUGGAGGAAGACCUCAUGCAGAGAAAUGAAGAGGAUCCGGGCUCGGAGAACUAUUGUAUCUCCACGGCCUCGUCGUCUUCAAGAGACUCAAUGUUGUCCGGUUACUGUCCCUCUUCCAGCUGCUCUGUGUCCGCAACAUGCAGCUCAUCAGGUGUGGAAAGUGACUUCAGUGAAGAUACAAGAAAUGUAGUCAUCGAUGAGAGACAAAAGAGUCAGUCGAAGCUCAGAAAGAAACCCAAGAAGAAAUCCAAAAGCCUCAUAGGCAUAGAGCACUUCUCCUGGUUCCUCAAAAACCCACGCGGUCUUGGCACACAGCUAAAACAAUCCCAAUCGAAACACAAUCACCUUCUACAUGAAUUUCGUGGGUCCUCUCCUCUCUCCAGAGAAGAUCCUCCCUCCCCACAGAAGCAUCUUUGCAUCCGCAGAAGGCCCAUCUUGAGCAGCAACGAAACCGACGGGGCACAGGCGGCUACUCUGGUCCGAGUACUGGUGUUCGGCCGGGACAGGGAGGCCGGGCGGCUCGCGAGGGCUUACAGCGACCUGCAGCAGAAAGAGGCUAAAUGUCCCCGACUCACUGAGAUGUGUAAGUUGCAGUUUUACUUUGUCCCCACGAAAAGGACAUUCGGCGGAAAGCCGAGAAAAAGGCACUCGUCAACUGAAACUGGAUGUUCAAUUAAAGAUGGCUCUUUGCCCAAUGGUAUCUCCCAGGAGGACAGCAGUGCAGUUUUAGCGCAAAUGUUGGGAACGAUGGAUCCCUGGUAUGAUCGCAGCAUCCACAGUCUGCUCAGUCUGUCCUCAGACGUCCUUUGCCAGCCUGCACGGAAGGAAGAAUACAUCCCAGAGGACAAUGGCAGAGUGCAGCAUCUUCCCUUGAUGGCUGACAUGGUUCUUUACUACUGUAGACAUGCAGACCAACCUGUCCUGGUGCAACUCUACAGGGCUGAGCUGACCCUCUCUGGCGGAGAGAAGAGGACUGAAGUGUUUAUUCAUUCAAUUGAGCUCGGACACACGGCUGCAACCAGAGCAGUCAAAGCCAUGGGUGCUGCCAGCAAGAGGUUCGGAAUUGGUGAAGAGAGCGUGGCUGUCCCCUUGACACUAAGUGUUGCCUAUAAUAAGGUGGCCUGCAGUGGAAGAAGUCAGUGGACCCGAGCAGAAAUCCUCUGCACCUCGAUCAAUAUUCACAAAACCCCCAGAAAAACUGAACAUAUAGAGUCUCGAACUGAAAGCUUGCGGCUGUCAGUGUCGGAGGUCACAAAGAAAUACUGUGCCAAGUCUAAAAAGAGCAAGAGCCAGCAUUCCUCUGAAUCAGAGGUGAACGUCAACAGAGUUGAGGUGAGGAGUGCGAAUCCCGGGACAACCUUCGUUGUGUGCCUGGAUCAAGACGAACGGAAGUUCCUACAAAGUGUUACCAGGCUUGACGUGUCUUUGUGCUGCAAACCAGGAAGCAGUUCAGACUGGAAGUCUUGCAGGUUUUCACCCGGCCAAGUCCGGCCGCUGCACCCAUCUUACUGCUCCAUGCUUUGCCUUCCCCUCAACUCUUUUUCUGCUUCAUACUGAUGAUGAUUAUUUUUAUUAGUAGUAGUAUUAAUCCACUUUUAUUCAUAUGGUCAUUGUCUAAAAAUACAUAUUUGUUGUUAUUAUAUUUUUUUUAAUUAUUAGUGUUGUUGUUGUUGUUGUUGUGAUCACCGGUCAAGAUUUUUUUGUAAUAUUGUCACAUCCUUAUAAUGCCGAAAGGUUCAACAUACAUUCGAGAUGUAGCAGAUUAUUUAUACAUUAUUUAAUAUAUUUUUCAAAAGUGCUAUAUUAAAAAAUCUGAUAGGUUAUUUUUAUUCUUUUUUUUAGAUUUUCUAUGAACGCUUGUUUUUAAAGCUAUUUGUGGGAUUGUGUUUCAUCUAGUUUGUCUCAAACGCUGAAUAAAAUAGUUAUCUUGGG
Molecule: messenger RNA, 5712 nt
Organism: Syngnathoides biaculeatus (alligator pipefish)
Lineage: Eukaryota; Metazoa; Chordata; Actinopteri; Syngnathiformes; Syngnathidae
Product: phosphoinositide 3-kinase regulatory subunit 5-like
Exons: 19
Coding region: 2794-5337 (847 amino acids)
Biological process (GO): positive regulation of MAP kinase activity; G protein-coupled receptor signaling pathway
Cellular component (GO): phosphatidylinositol 3-kinase complex, class IB
Molecular function (GO): 1-phosphatidylinositol-3-kinase regulator activity
Source: RefSeq, a predicted model, not a curated record